GGAUUGCGCUGAUAAAAAUUUUUGUAAAAUGUGUGAGAUAAAGUCCUAGAAGUUCGUUUGUUUGCAAAAAUUAGUUCGAAAGUUCCUUUGGUGUAAGUUCAUGUGUACGUUGUAAAAGACCACCGAGAGAAUUUAUUUUAUUAGGCAUAUUUAUGACGAUGCUGUGGUUUUGUAUGAUAUAUUUUUGGGGUCAUACAGUUUACGUUGCUUCUCAGGGGAUUUACAAGGUAACAGCUCCAAAAGUAAUCCGCCCAAACACCGAUUAUCAUGCUGUAGUGAGUUUACAAGGAGCAUCUGUUCUAACUACCUACUUUGAUGUUAUUAUAGAAGGCAUAAGGAAUGAUGGACAACGUUAUAGAACAGAAGAAACCGUAAAAGUUGCACCUUACUCUUCUGAAAUAGCAACGUUAAAGGUCGGAGAUAUUCUUCCCGGCAAUUAUUCCCUUUUAUUAGCUGGGAGGAGCGGUUUUAAACUGUACGAUUCUGUUCCGUUAAUAUAUUCCCCAAAGACCUAUAGUGUAUUAAUUCAAACUGACAGAGCAGUUUAUAAUUCCGGAAAUAGGAUUUUAUUUAGAGCUUUAAUUCUUAAUUCACAACUGAGACCAGUUGCUGAUCUGAAACAAAAACGUUUUGAUGUUUUCAUUACAGAUGGAGAUGGCAAUAGGAUUAAAGAGUGGAAUAGUGUGGUUGCCCCAAAAGGAGUCUUUACAGAAGAAGUACUUGUUAGUAAUAAUCCAGUUCUUGGCAAUUGGCAUAUUUCAGUUAGAAUUGAAGGCCAAAUCUACAAUAAAACUAUUGAAGUAGCUCAGUAUAUUCUUCCAAAGUUUAUUGUAAAUAUCCAAGCGCCCAAAUAUGUCACUUUCAAGGAAAAUACCUUGACCGCACAUAUUCAGUCAUUUUAUAAUUACGGUAAGAAAGUGAGGGGAGAUGCGACAGUGACUGUGUAUCCCACAAUUGUCUCAGGUGUUAUUCAACCCAUAUUUCAAAACCCUAUUCGAAAAGUAAUUCCAAUCGAUGGUUCCGCAUCUGUAGAUUUUGACAUUGCAAACGAUCUCAGACUAAGUGACGAAUACGAACGAACUGUAAUAGUAGAUGUUACCAUCGAAGAAGCACAUACUGGUCGUAGACAAAACAACAGUGUCGAAGUGCAUAUACGGAAGUAUCCCUAUAAAAUCGAAAUAAUUAAGACCUCCGAUUAUUACAAACCUGGUUUACGAUACACAGCUUUUAUUAAAAUCAGCAACCAAGACGGUACACCAGUACAAGACAAGACUAACCCUGUGAAAGUAAAAUACGGCUUCUCCAGAGUGGGUGAGGUGUAUACGGAAAAAGAGUACACGUUAGAUAGCAAAGGUUUGGUAAAAAUAGAGUUGGAUACUCCUCCAAAAGCAUCCAAUAAAACGGCAUUAAGGAUAGAGGCAGAAUAUUUAGAACUUAAAGAGCGUAUGCCACCUGUUCCUUCUGCAGUCUCUCCUAGCAAUACGUAUCUCCAGGUUUCUUUAUUAACCGAUAAAAUUACCGUAAAUACUGGUGCAAUGGUUUUAUUAAAUUGCACAGAACCCAUGAAGCAUAUUUCAUAUGAAAUAAUAAGCAGAGGUGAUAUUGUUACGGCGCACUCGCACGACAUACAAAAUAGAAAGGAAUUUAAUUUCCACUUCACGGCAUCUCAUGCAAUGGUUCCCGUUUCACACUUGAUCGUUAAUUAUGUUCGAGAGGAUGGUGAACUUGUAGCCGAUUCAAUUGAUAUACAAGUUGAUGGACUUUUACAGAACAGUAUCGAUGUUCAAUUAAGUCGUCCAGACGCAGCCCCAGAUUCCGAAAUAGAUGUAACUAUUAGGGCAGAGCCAAAUUCUUACAUAGGUCUUUUGGCCAUUGACCAAAAUAUCGCUGAUUUAAGAAGCGGUUAUGACAUUACCCAUGAUAUGGUUUUCAAAGAACUUUUGGGCUACGAUCCUUCAAAUUUAUCUCCUUAUUGGGCAGUUUUAAAGGACAUUAUGUCUCAUUUUUAUUGGAAGCCUGGGGGUGGCAAUGCGAAAGAUAUUUAUCAUGAUUCUGGAGCUGUUUUAUUAACAAACGGUUUAGUGUCUGAGUACAGACCUACUUUGGAAGAUAUUUAUUUGAGACCAGUGUUUUACGAAGGAAGUACCGUAAAACCGGAUACUGGCGUAGGGUUACCGUUACCCUCUGCAACUAGACCCCCCCUUGCUGGUCCAUACGCGUUCAGCAGAAUUCCAAAACCUGUUUGGAAUAACCCUAAGGUUUAUCUUCAAAGUAACGUGGCAGAUACAUGGCUUUUUACAAAUUUUUCCUCAGGAUUUGAAGGCAAAGCUUCUAUCCAUCGGAAAAUUCCAAGUUCUAUCACCACAUGGCUAGUUACGGGUUUUUCUUUAGAUUCGGCCUACGGUUUAGGAAUUGUCAAAGCUCCAAAACGACUUCAGGUUGCAAAAUCAUUUUCAGUAAAUUUUGAUAUUCCUCAUUCUGUACAACGUUUGGAAACUUUAUCUAUUCCCGUUGUUGUCUACAACAAUAUGGCUAACGAUAUGCCCGUCGAAAUUACACUGCAUAACAUUGAAAAUAACUUUGAAUUCACCAGACCUUUGAGCGAAAGUAAUGACACUAAAAAAGUUGAACUUUAUAAGAAGAAAAAACUAACUGUAUUAGGUAAUAGUGCAAUGUCUACAUCGUUUAUGAUAACACCAACUAAAAUAGGAUUAACAGAAAUUAAAAUAACUGCAGGCGGUGUUGGUGGUCAAGACACAUCCAUUAAAAAUCUUUGGGUCAAGGCUGAAGGAGAGACCCAAUACUAUACGAAAACAUUGUUUAUUGACUUGCGCAAUAAAAGAGAUUUUGAUGGUAAUCUGACUAUCGAUAUACCGAAAAACUUUGUGCCGAAUUCUAAAAGUAUAGAAGUUUCGGUGGUUGGUGAUAUAUUGGGCCACACAAUGAUUAAUUUGGAGAAUUUAAUUAGACUUCCAACUGGUUGUGGGGAACAAAAUUUUGUUCAUUUAAUGCCUGAUGUAAUCAUACUAAAAUAUCUCAGAAACAGCGGCCAACUUACUCCCACCAUCGAAACGCAGGCUAUCAAAAACUUAGAACUUGGUUAUCAAACACAAUUAGCCUACAGAAGAAACGACGGUUCUUUUAGUGCCUUUGGAAAAAGAGAUGACGUUGGAAGUAUCUGGAUUACAGCAUACACCGUGUUGGUUUUGACUAAAGCGAAAGAAUUUAUUUAUGUAGAUGAAGAAAUUAUUCAAAAAGCUUUGCAAUGGCUGAAUGAAAAGAAAUACGCAGAUGGAAGCUUUUUCGAAACAGGACCCAUAAUUCACCAUGAAAUACAAUCUAAUCCUCUUGCAUUAACAGCAUUUGUUCUUCUGGCAUUCAUUGAAGCAAAGGGUCAAAAUAAAGCUUAUCUAGAGAUUAUGGGCAGAGGGUUGGAUUACGUGGGACGAAACAUUGAUGAAAAUAAUGAUGCCCACACUCUUGCCGUUUGUAGUUACGUUUUGAAGCAAGCUCUUCACCCUAGGGCGCGAAUCGCUUUUAAUUACCUCGACUUGAAAGCGAAAUCCGAUGGGAAUAUGAAGUGGUGGGCUAAAGAUGUUCCAGAACUUAAAAACAACAAUCCCUGGAAUCGUCUCCCAAAAUCAAUAGAUAUUGAAACUACGGCAUAUGGACUCUUGACUUUUAUAGAAUCUGGGAGAUUGGAGGAUGCGAUUCCUGUAAUCAACUGGCUAGUUGGGCAGGAAAGUGAUUUAGGGGCGUUUACAUCAUCCCACGACACUGUUCUUGGUUUAUAUGCCAUAUAUAAACUAGUCUCGAAACUUUCUGUAAAGCCAUCAGUUGAAAUACAAUAUUCUUUCAACAAAAACGUUAUCGGCAGGUUUAAAAUAAACGAAAAUUCUGCCAUGAUUGUUCAGAAAGCAAGUAUGCCAAAUAAUGUCGAUAAAAUUAAUAUAACAGCUCAAGGUUCAGGUGUAGCACUUUUCAGAGUGACUUAUAAAUAUAAUGUGAAUGUCACGGGACCUUGGCCAUUAUUUACUUUAGACCCACAGGUCGAUAAAAAUUCAAACGCAAAUCAUUUACAACUUUCAAUAUGUACAGGAUUCGUGAGCCCCAACUUGACGCAAAAUCAAGAGAGUAAUAUGGCUGUAAUGGAGGUAACAUUACCUUCAGGAUUCACGGCAGAUGUUGAUUCUUUACCAAGUUUGGAAGUGUCGCAGAAUGUUCAGAAAGUUCAAACUAAAAAUGAGGACACAACAGUCAUACUUUAUUUUAAUAACCUUACAACUACUGAGUAUUGCCCCACAGUUUCGGCUUACAGGACACAUAAAGUAGCUUACCAAAAGCCUGUGCCAGUUAUAGUCUAUGAUUAUUAUGAUAGCACACGUCGGGCUAGGGUUUUUUACAAGGGCACUACUUCAACAUUUUGUGGUGUAUGUGAAGACGAUUGUGAUAAGUACUGUACCAGUAGUGAACAACGUACGGGAAAUGAUAAUGAAAAUGACAACGAUAGCACAAGGGGAAGUACACAGAGCAGUGUAUCCACAAAUAACAUUCCUCAAAUCGCUCUAAUCUUCAUAUUGACGUUACUGUUAAUUAAAGAUAUUUAGGUUUCUUAACUAACAAAAGAAUUAAUUUAUUAAUUGAGAUCCUUAUACUGCACAAUAAAAUGAUUUAUUAGUAAUAUAUGUAUAACAUACAUGCAUUACGUAUAAUUUUCUAAAACCAGAAGAAUAAAAAUGAACCAAUCACGUUGACAAUACAAAACAGGGACACAAAAUGGUAAUGCGUGAUCUAAAAGGGUUGUGAUAAUAAUGUAUUUUACUACGAAAUGAUCACCUUUUAAAAACACAAAUUAUAUGUAAUUAUGAAAAGCCAUUGUACGUAUUUACAAUAGUUUUCAUUUUAUUUAGUUUACUGUCUCAAAUAUUCGUAAUUAAG
Messenger RNA from Agrilus planipennis (emerald ash borer), 4938 nucleotides. Its product is annotated as CD109 antigen-like. The transcript is spliced from 19 exons. Gene Ontology annotation, molecular function: endopeptidase inhibitor activity. The record is from RefSeq and is a predicted model, not a curated record. Gene Ontology annotation, cellular component: extracellular region. Bases 153 to 4607 code for a protein of 1484 amino acids. NCBI's taxonomy places the organism in Eukaryota, Metazoa, Arthropoda, Insecta, Coleoptera, Buprestidae.